GGAUUGCGCCCAUCGCCCAGGAGGGGCGGAGCAAGGGCGGGAACGCGUAGCGAAGUGGGAGGCACCCGCGCGCUUCCGAGGUCUGGGUCUGGAGACUGUCUCGCUCCAGGCGGCGCCCCCGCGUGACUGCGCUUUACAUAAUCGCCGCCUUGUGCGUCAGAGUGGCGUACUUAAACCCAGUCCGAAUCGGAGUCGUCGGAAGCGCGCUGUUCUGCCUCUCUUCGUUUGAUCGACAUCAAAGUGAACCAGUGAUCGGGCCUCCAGCGCGUCGCGCCCGCCUCAGUUCGCUCCGGCCCGCCCGCGCCUGCCUGCGCCCGCCCAGGCCCUCCCGCACCCUGCUGCCUGCUGCCACCGCCAGGUUGUCUCUCAGACUGUCAGAUAAAGCGGCAGGCCGGGCCGGCGGGCGGUGAUCGCGGCCCCGGCCAGACAUGGCGGCGCUCUACGCCUGCACCAAGUGCCACCAGCGCUUCCCCUUCGAGGCGCUGUCUCAGGGGCAGCAGCUGUGCAAGGAAUGUCGGAUUGCACACCCUGUUGUGAAGUGCACCUACUGCAGGACUGAGUACCAGCAGGAGAGUAAAACCAAUACUAUAUGCAAGAAAUGUGCUCAGAACGUGCAGUUGUAUGGAACGCCCAAACCUUGUCAGUAUUGCAACAUAAUUGCAGCAUUUAUUGGCAAUAAAUGCCAGCGCUGCACAAAUUCAGAGAAGAAGUAUGGACCACCGUAUUCUUGUGAACAGUGCAAGCAACAGUGUGCAUUCGACAGAAAAGAUGAUAGAAAGAAGGUAGAUGGGAAACUGCUGUGCUGGCUGUGCACACUUUCGUACAAACGCGUCCUCCAGAAGACCAAAGAGCAGAGGAAGCACCUAAGCAGCUCUUCUCGGGCCGGCCACCAAGAGAAGGAGCAGUACAGCCGCUUGAGUGGCGGCAGCCAUUAUAACAGCCAGAAAACACUUUCUACAUCUUCAAUUCAAAAUGAAAUCCCCAAGAAAAAAUCGAAGUUUGAGUCAGUCACAACUAACGGAGACAGCUUUUCCCCAGACCUGGCUCUGGACUCACCAGGCACUGACCACUUUGUCAUCAUCGCCCAACUGAAAGAAGAGGUGGCUACUCUGAAGAAGAUGUUGCACCAAAAGGAUCAGAUGAUUUUGGAGAAGGAGAAGAAGAUCACAGAGCUGAAGGCUGAUUUUCAGUACCAGGAAUCCCAGAUGAGGACCAAGAUGAACCAGAUGGAGAAAACGCACAAAGAAGUCACAGAGCAAUUGCAGGCUAAAAACCGAGAGCUUCUGAAGCAGGCAGCUGCACUGUCCAAAAGCAAGAAGUCCGAGAAGUCAGGAGCGAUAACCUCUCCGUGACCGAUGGCAGGCUGCUCCCCAGCAACAGCAGAUGGAGUCACCUUGGGUUAGGGUUAGAGACCUGGCUGUUCUCUGGGAACUGCAAGCGUUCUUAAAGAUCCCCAUUUUACUACA
Chinchilla lanigera (long-tailed chinchilla) is the source of this 1466-nucleotide messenger RNA. RefSeq names its product family with sequence similarity 76, member A (gene Fam76a). The coding region runs from base 429 to 1352 and encodes 307 amino acids. NCBI's taxonomy places the organism in Eukaryota, Metazoa, Chordata, Mammalia, Rodentia, Chinchillidae. The record is from RefSeq and is a predicted model, not a curated record. The transcript is spliced from 9 exons.